Molecule: messenger RNA, 1302 nt
Organism: Oppia nitens
Lineage: Eukaryota; Metazoa; Arthropoda; Arachnida; Sarcoptiformes; Oppiidae
Exons: 1
Coding region: 17-1270 (417 amino acids)
Biological process (GO): peptidyl-serine phosphorylation; autophagy
Cellular component (GO): cytoplasm
Molecular function (GO): ATP binding; protein serine/threonine kinase activity
Source: RefSeq, a predicted model, not a curated record
AAAGAAAUCUAAUAUAAUGUGUUGUUUAUGUUGUUGUUUUGGAAGUAAAGACAAAAAUAGAUUAACUCAUAAAACAACUCACAAAAGAUCGACAAAAGUUAUUAAGAAAAACAAGAAUAGAGUUCUUACCGUUAAAUCAAGUGAUGAACAGUUCAAUAGACCGAAAACACCGACCAAAAUGAGUAAAGAGUUGGUCUCUUUUUAUCACACAAUGAAUUCAAGCAAUGACAAGAAAACGACAGAUAUUAAGACAGAUGAUACCAAAUCUACUAAUAAUUUAUGGAUAAUGUCACCGACAGAAAUACCAGAAGAUGACUUGUAUAAGACAUAUAGGCUUCCAUAUGGUAACUGUUCUGCACCACGGGAUCUGCUCAAACAUUUGGGUUAUGAACUGUUCGAACAGCUCGGACAGGGAGGUUUCGGCACUGUUUAUAAAGCUAUUUAUACCCAUAAAAAUGGUAAUAAACAAGAGAUGGCCUGUAAAGAGAUAAUCAUUAAAGAGGAGAAGAGAAAGAAAAUGUUAAUAAGUCUUAGAAGUGAAAUCUAUUCAAUGAAAAUAGCAAAACAACAUAACCAUCCAUUUCUUAUCAAAUUAGAUAAAUGUUUUAUCAUUGAAUACAAUAAGACUACUUUAGCUUAUAUAUUGAUGGAGUUCGCCGAUUCAAAAACACUAUAUAAUGAUUUAACUAAAUUGACUGAUGAGGAUAUACAAAGAUAUUUUGCACAAAUAGCUCAGGGAUUGGCUUUUCUCCACAGAAAAGGCAUUGCACACAAAGAUCUCAAACCUGAAAACAUAUUGUUAAUGUAUAACCAAAAAAAUUGCGAAAAAGAAGUCCGUAUUAGUGAUUAUGGAUUGGCAUUAAAGGCAUACAAGACUAAGAAGGGUAAGAUAGAAGGCGCACACUUUGCCGGCACCCGGGCUUAUAUGGCGCCCGAAAUUAUAAGACUUGAAGUCUACCGCGAGUUUCGCAAAGAAGAGGCACUUAAAGACAAUAAUCCUUUUAAAUGUGAUGUUUGGGCACUCGGUGUCUGUCUCUAUGAAAUGUUUACCAGAAAAACACCUUUUGAUACCUCAAACUUGGAGGCAAUGCUCUAUAAUAUGGAACAUAAAAAGUAUAAUUUACCCAAAAAUAUCGAUACAGAAGCCAACGAUCUUUUGGUCAAACUAUUAGAACCAAAUUCUAAUGAAAGAAUUGAUAUGUUCGGUGUAUUAUCUCAUCCAUGGAUUAAUGAAAUAAUUGAUUGGACUCUUGUUGAACAACGACAAUAACAAAAGCGUAAAUAAAUUUACAUAUAUUUUCU